AUGGACAGUCUUCAAAUCCCAGACAAUUCUUAUGCAGGUCCUUCUCGACACCAUGGCGCUUCGCGUACUGUGUCUGUGUCUGUGCAGCCAUCACCUGUAACCACGUCACAGUCCACGUCACGGAGACAAAGAGCAUCACACCAAGUAGUCUCUUCGCAGCAGCAACUGCAGCAGCAAGCCGAAGAUCAGCCUGCUUAUCGCGACGUUUACUCGCACCCAGCUGCUGUGGCGUAUACUGCAGCCCACCCAAGGCGCACGAUUCCCAAGUUUGGGCCCUAUAUUUUACUUCAAACUGUUGGCGAAGGAGAGUUUGGGAAAGUAAAGCUGGGGCUACACAGUCAAUGGGGGGAAGAAGUCGCUGUCAAGCUUAUACGGCGAGGCAACAUAGACACCUCUGUGCGGAUGUCCAAGGUAGAACGUGAGAUUGAGGUUCUUCGGACCCUCAAGCAUCCCAAUAUCGUUCGGUUAUACGACGUAAUCGAAACGGACAAAUAUAUCGGCAUAAUUCUCGAGUAUGCCUCCGGCGGCGAGCUCUUUGAUCACAUCCUGGCCCAUCGGUAUCUAAAAGAGAAAGAUGCUGCCAAGCUCUUCUCUCAGCUAAUUUCGGGCGUCUGGUAUAUCCACCAAAAGAAGAUCGUUCACCGCGACCUCAAGCUUGAAAAUUUACUUCUCGAUCGCCAUCGUAAUGUCAUUAUCACUGACUUUGGAUUUGCCAAUCGCUUCGAGCAUCGCGCAGAUGACCUCAUGCAGACAAGCUGCGGUUCACCUUGUUAUGCUGCUCCAGAGCUGGUCAUCUCAGAAGGGCUUUAUGUCGGUUCUGCCGUUGACAUCUGGUCCUGUGGCGUCAUAUUGUAUGCCAUGCUCGCAGGAUAUCUUCCUUUUGACGAUGACCCUGCUAACCCUGACGGCGAUAACAUUAAUCUGUUAUACAAAUACAUUGUCAACACACCCCUCUCUUUUCCCGACUAUGUUUCCGCAGAAGCUAGAGAUCUCCUCUCCAUGAUGCUGGUGCCUGAUCCCACACGGCGUGCUGAUCUGCGGUCCAUCAUGGCACAUCCAUGGCUAUCAACGUACUCCUACCUCUUCGAGAAGACCGUGGAUGACCUUGAGCACGUUGCAAUGGAACAGCACCAGCAGAGGAGACUGGCAUACCAAAGGCAGAUGAGGCAGGCCGCGGCCGCGGCUGCAGCCAAAGAUCCUACCAAGGUGUCACGGACGCAGAGCGCACGGGUUGAAGGCAUCCUAAACAGUGCUGCCACCUCGGCACCACCGCCAAGGAGCCACUCAUACAGAGACCACCCUCCUGGCCAGCCGGAGCUGAUUUAUGACAGUUCAGUAGACCAAUCCAUUUACUCCUCGUCUUCUCCCGCCAAUGCCGUUCCCGCUUCCCGGAAAGGCACAGUUUCUGCUAUCGUUAUGCCGAAGACAGUACAAUCGUCCAAUGAUGAUGAUCCCUUCGCACCGUCUUCGCACGCUGUUCAUAUUCCUGUUACCAUUUCCAAGCCUGAUGAAACCCCGCCGGCUGGAAGGAGUAGUAGAGAAGGCAGCUCUCAAGGAGCUCUAUCUUCACGUAACGGUCCUCCGUCAUUUGUUCAACCAGACUCCGCAAAGAAGAAAGGCACAAUUGAUAGACAUACAAUUCAGGUUGAGUAUGCCGACCACAGUGCUCCAGUGCCGGAGCUUGCUCCAAACUUCAGUCACUCUAUCACCAAGAAAGACAGCUCUCAGACGGGUACCUCGGAUCGCGUCAUUUCCACCCAAAAUAUCAGUACUCCUGCAAAGCAAAAGUCCAGUCGCGACUCUUCCUUCAAUACAAGUCCAAGACCACUUCCCGCUCCUCCUGCUGCCAAUACUCCUUCCUCACGAAACCAACCAUCUCAGCUGUCUUCCUCGACCUUACGCGCUGCGCAAAACCGGACACCCACCGUCUCGGUUUCUCCAGCGAGUCCUCCCAUGUCUACGGAAGACAAGUCGUUUCGGUCUGUCAACACAGGCAAUGGUACCAACUCAACGGGCUCUGCCUCUAGUCGCCACCGGAAAGGUCUCUCUAUCGACAAGUUUGGUUUGGGCAAGAUUUUUGGUACAAAUGGAGAGCAAUCUGCAGCCAAUGGAUCCACAUCCCGUGUGCCAUCGGAGAGCUCUGCCGCUGGGGCAUCCUCUAUCGUAGAGGAGAAGAGAGGUUCAACGCAGAACAGCUUUAGCGAUGUUCCAGUCUCUCAGUCCAAGUCUUCGCUCCUCAGCCCAGGGGGAUCCAACAACAUCACUGAUGCUGAGGCAAGCAAAAAGAAUCGGCGGAAUACUCUUACCGUUAUGGUCGAGCCCUUCAGUCGCUCAAUCAAAUCACUCUCGAAGAAGACGCCAACUGGUGACACGCCGGUCAAGGACGACGAGAGGAGCGUUCCUCCGUCUGCUGUUGCCUCUCCCCAGAAGCAAACUGCUGUGUUCCCCACCUUGGGCAAGAUGCAGGACGGACCCACUGGCGAUAUGGCAGCUUCAACGACGAAGGCACGGAACGUUAUGCAAUGGUUCCGGAGGAAGAGUACUAGGGCUGGCAGGGACGCGCCAGACGAUUCCCCUGAAAUGUCUGCCUCUCGCAGGACAGAGUAUCCUUCGCCAAGUCCUGCCUCAAGAGUGGAGAUCAGAAAUGCAGAUCUAUCCAGAUCACAAGACGCCUCCUUCUCCUUCAGCAAAGCCGGACGCAUGUUCUCGUCUUCGUCGUCACCAAAAGAUGUUUUGCGUAUUCACCAUGGCGCUGUCGACCAGACCACUAUCACGACCAGGCCUCCUCCCGAAGUUAUCAAACACGUAUGCCAGGUGCUCGAGGGGAUGGGCAUUGAGCUCAAAUCGGAGAGCGAAUACAAGUACCGCUGUAUUCGUGCCAAGAGGAAAAAGAGUAGUGCUAUUGGCUUGGGAUUCAGUGGAAGCGGUAAUGGGUUGGCUGCGUUCACGAUAGUUGGGUCUGCAGCAUCCAAUGGGGUUGACAAGCGCGGAUUGCCUGUGCCAUCGACUUCAUCGUCAGCGGGAGGGAUGCUCAAAGGUUUGCUUAUGCGCAGGCAGUCUUCCCAGGUAUCAGGCGUGGCGCCAUCCCAAGCUUCAAUGGACGAUGACACUGGUGCCAUGGCUUCAUCGCCGGUCGACUCACAGUUGGGUACCCACGAGGCAAUUUAUGGUGACACUAGUCAAGACGCAGGGGAUGAAGUUCGCUUCUCGAUCGAAUUGACACGCAUAGAUCGUUUGAAAGACACGUACAGCCUUGAUAUUCGUCGCUUGAAAGGUAAUCUUAGGAGCUACAAGUUCUUGUAUGACACUAUCAGAGAGUGCGUUCCGUCGCUUUAG
Messenger RNA from Suillus subaureus, 3336 nucleotides. RefSeq lists its product as uncharacterized. Gene Ontology annotation, molecular function: tau-protein kinase activity; protein serine/threonine kinase activity; ATP binding. The transcript has 3 exons. Gene Ontology annotation, cellular component: cytoplasm. The record is from RefSeq and is a predicted model, not a curated record. NCBI's taxonomy places the organism in Eukaryota, Fungi, Basidiomycota, Agaricomycetes, Boletales, Suillaceae. Bases 1 to 3336 code for a protein of 1111 amino acids. Gene Ontology annotation, biological process: protein phosphorylation; intracellular signal transduction; microtubule cytoskeleton organization.